UCACAUAAUUAAUAAAUAUAAUAUCUAUUGCUACUUGCAUUUUUCCCUCUUCAAUCGGGAAACGCCUAAUGGUCGGUUGAAACUUCACUAUAAAUAAUUGAAAAGGCAGAAGAAAAGCAAAGAAGAAGAGAGAAAUUAAUUGGUAUUAUAUCCAAUCAUGGAUCUCUAUCUUUUGCUAUCUUCUUUUUGUGUUCUAGGAUUGGCUUACUUGUUCAAACAAAUCUUGAUUCCAUCAUUUCAAGUGAAGAGACAGCUUCAUGUUCAAGGUAUAAAAGGUCCUUCUCCUUCUCUUUUUUAUGGAAAUAUGUCUGAGAUGCGCCAAAUUCAAUUCGAGGUUAAGAACCAGCAGCCUCCUACUCAUCAUCAGAUUGUAGCAUUAGACUACACUUCUAUGGUAUUUCCUUAUUUUGAACAUUGGAGGCGACAAUACGGUUCAGUAUACACAUAUUCAACAGGAUUGGAGCAACAUGUGUAUGUAACAGAGCCAGAAUUGGUAAAAGAAUUGAACCAGUGUAAUACUUUGAAUUUGGGGAAGCCUCGUUCUGUGACGAAGAGAUUUGCACCCAUGUUUGGCAAUGGAAUUGUGGGCUCUAAUGGCCAUCUUUGGGCUCUACAGAGGAAAAUGAUUGCACCAGAAUUUUUCAUGAUCAAGGUCAAGAGCAUGGUGGGGCUAAUGGUGGAAUCGACAAAAUUAUUGAUAGAAGAGUGGAAGCAGGUGAUUGAAACCCAAGGGGGUCUCGAAGCUGAAAUUACAAUUGACAAUGAUUUGAAGGGGCUGUCAGCAAAUGUGAUUGCAAGAGCUUGCUUCGGUAGCUCUUAUUGCAAAGGCAAACAAAUUUUCUCCAAGCUUAGAACUCUUCAUACAGCCCUUACUGAGCAUGCCUCCCUUUUUGGCUUCUCUAAUUUUCGGAAGAACUAUAAGGAGAUCAGCAACUUGCAAAUGGAGAUAGAGAGUUUAAUAUGGGAGACAGUUCAAGAGAGGCAGAGACAAAAUUUAAGUGAAAAGGACCUAAUGCAAUUAAUACUUGAGGAGGCUGUGAACAAUAAUAAUGGAGAAAAGCUAUCAGCAAAGCAAUUUGUGGUAGACAAUUGCAAAAGUUUGUAUUUUGCUGGACACGACACAACUGCCAUCUCGGCCUCAUGGUGUCUCAUGCUUCUUGCUUUACAUCCGGAGUGGCAAUCUCGGAUUCGAGCUGAAGUUUCCCAAUGUUCCGAUCACGGAUGCCUAGAUCCAAAUUCGCUAUCCAACUUGAAAACGGUGACAAUGGUGACUCAAGAGAGCUUGAGGUUAUUUCCACCGGCAGGAUUUGUGGUAAGGGAGGCACUUGAACAAGUCAAAAUUGGAAACAUCACCAUACCAAAAGGUGUAUGCACUUGGACUUUGAUUUCAACUUUACAUAGAGAUCCAACUAUUUGGGGAGAAGAUGCUAACAAGUUCAACCCCGAAAGAUUUGCCGAUGGAGUCUCUAAAGCUUGCAAGUAUCCGCAAGCUUAUAUCCCUUUCGGCUUCGGGACUCGGUUGUGUGUUGGUAGACACUUUGCUACGGUCGAACUUAAAAUUGUUAUCUCCCUUAUUGUCUCCAACUUUAAAUUAUCAUUGUCUCCUGAUUAUGUUCAUUCUCCUGUUUUUAGAAUGCUUGUUGAACCUCAACAUGGCAUGCAACUUCUAGUCCAAAAGAUUUAGAGAGCGGAUCACAAAAUUUGAAGUUGAUAUUAAUAUAGUAUGUGUCUGCUUGUAUAUAAGAACUUGUCGUUGGUAUGAAAAUGUUUUGUCUUU
Mercurialis annua (annual mercury) is the source of this 1777-nucleotide messenger RNA. Its product is annotated as cytochrome P450 714A1-like. The transcript has 5 exons. NCBI's taxonomy places the organism in Eukaryota, Viridiplantae, Streptophyta, Magnoliopsida, Malpighiales, Euphorbiaceae. The coding region runs from base 158 to 1684 and encodes 508 amino acids. The record is from RefSeq and is a predicted model, not a curated record. Gene Ontology annotation, molecular function: iron ion binding; oxidoreductase activity, acting on paired donors, with incorporation or reduction of molecular oxygen; monooxygenase activity.